Messenger RNA from Emiliania huxleyi CCMP1516, 2379 nucleotides. RefSeq lists its product as hypothetical. The coding region runs from base 1 to 2256 and encodes 751 amino acids. Gene Ontology annotation, cellular component: nucleolus; preribosome, large subunit precursor; nucleus. NCBI's taxonomy places the organism in Eukaryota, Haptophyta, Isochrysidales, Noelaerhabdaceae. Gene Ontology annotation, biological process: maturation of LSU-rRNA from tricistronic rRNA transcript (SSU-rRNA, 5.8S rRNA, LSU-rRNA); rRNA methylation; maturation of 5.8S rRNA from tricistronic rRNA transcript (SSU-rRNA, 5.8S rRNA, LSU-rRNA). The record is from RefSeq and is a predicted model, not a curated record. Gene Ontology annotation, molecular function: rRNA (uridine-2'-O-ribose)-methyltransferase activity; rRNA (guanine) methyltransferase activity. The transcript is spliced from 10 exons.
AUGGGCGGCUCCGCGGCCUCGAAGAAGGGUACCGUGGCCAAGAAGCGCCUCGACAAGUUCUACUACCUCGCCAAGGAGCGCGGCUACCGCUCGCGCGCCGCCUUCAAGCUGCUGCAGCUCGACAAGAAGUAUGAGUUUCUCGGGACCGCGACCGGCGUCGUGGAUCUGUGCGCGGCGCCCGGCUCGUGGAUGCAAGUGGCGCGGCAGUUCAUGCCCAAGGAUGCGCUGUGCAUCGGCAUCGACCGCGCGCCCAUCAAGCCCAUCCCAAAGUGCGUGGUGCUCCAGGAGGACAUCACGACGCAAAAGUGCCGCGCCGCGGUGAAGCGGGAGCUUAAGGCGCACGGCGGGUCGGGCGCGGCGAUCAACGUGGUGCUGCACGACGGCGCGCCGAACGUGGGCACCUCGUGGCUUCAAGAUGCCUUUGGCCAGAACGAGCUCACUCUGCUCGCCCUCAAACUGGCAGUCGACGUGCUCGCGCCUGGCGGCACCUUUGUGACCAAGAUGUUCCGGUCGGCCGACUACCAGUCGCUGAUGUGGGUCUUCGGCCAGCUCUUCGGCAAGGUCGAGGCGACAAAGCCGCAGGCAUCGCGAAACGAGUCGGCCGAGAUCUUCGUCGUCUGCCGCGGCUUCAAGGCGGUGGCCAUUGACCCCAAGUUCCUCGACCCGAAGCACGUCUUCUCCGAGGUGGACGAGGCCGAGGGCUCCAAGCAGCCCAACGUGCUGCAGCAGAAGAAGGGCAAGAAGGCGCCCGCCGAGGGCUACGCGGCGACCGGCCAGCUGCUGCACUCGCAGGCGCCGCCCGUCAAGCUGCUGGGCGAGGUCAACGCGCUGGUCUGGGACGAGAGCGGCGAGUGCUCCUUCUGGCGCGGCCUCAAGGCCACCAAGCCUGAGGUGCUCGAGGCGUGCUCCGACCUCAAAGUGCUCAACAAGACGGAGCUGCGCAAGCUGCUCGCCUGGCGCGGCAAGGCGGCGCAGCCUAGAGGGCAGAAAGACGGGCAGACAGACCCGCGGGAGGGGACGCGUGCCCCGCUGCACACGCGACCGCGCGCCGCGGAGGCCAAGGCCAAGUUCCGCGAGCGGCUCGCCCUCAAGAUGGAGCACCCGGGGGACCGACUCGACGAGGAGCUCGAGCUCUUCUCGCUCGCGCGCGUGCGCGGCGACGGCUCGAUCGCCGCGCUGACGGAGGGCGCGGCGCCGGACGAGGUGGCAGACGUGGACGAGGACGAGGACGAGGAGGGGGGGGGGUUGCCUGCGGGCGGGGAGGCGGGGUCGGAGGAGGAGGAGGAGGAGGAGGGGGACGAGUACACCGCGCGGCUCGACGCGGAGCUCGAGUCGAUGCACGCCGAGUACCGCGAGCGGACCCGCAGGCGGGCGGUGCACCUCAUCGAGGAGCAGGCGGACGGGCCAAAGUCGAAGAAGCAGCAGCGCGAGGCGAGGCUCGACGCGAUCCGGAACGCCGACGUCGACCCCGAAGAGCUCGCGCGGCAGGCCACGGCCGCGGCCGACGCUGCCGCUGCGGCCGAUGCGGAGCGCGCGAGGAGCGCGGCGGAGGCGGUCGCACGGCAGUUUAGCGGCGGGGGCAGCGGGGAAGGGGUUCCGGAGGCGAGCAGCCAGUACGUUGACCUCGAGCAGGACGGCGUGGCGCGGAAGCAUGUGGGCGGCCGGUUCGCAGAGUACGACUCGGAGGACGAGGACGAGGACAAGCCGACGCACGCAGAGUCGGCGGCCGCGGCGAUCGAGCGGCAGGCCGAGGCGAUGGUGCUGGGUGCGAUGCUGCUUCGGCCCGACAAGCGGCGGCGGCUCGAGGACGACGGGUACAACCGGCACGCCUUUGCAGACAAGGGGCUGCCGCAGUGGUUCCUGGACGACGAGCGCCGCUUCGCGCACGCCGAGGGCUACGGCGAGUACCUCAAGUCGAUCAACUCCCGCACCAUCAAGAAGGUGCGCAAGAAGGCGACGGCGCUCGCCGAGAAGACGGACGUGUCGGAGCGCGAGAAGGCCAAGGAGAUUGCAAAGCUGUACAAGAAGAAGAUCGGUACUGACAAGAAGCCGCAGAAGAAGGUGGUGGUCGGCAAGCGCAAGAACGCCGGCCCGGGCGGCAAGUCCAAGUCGGUCAAGCACGUCGACGCGCGCACGCGCUCCGACACGCGCGGCGAGAAGCUCAAGGCGGCGCGCGAGAAGAAGGGCAUCUCCAAGGACCGCAAGGGGCGCAAGCAGCACAAGGCCAGCGCCUACAAGCGCUCGAGUCGCAAGUAGGCCGCUCACGUGGCCACACAUUAUGCGUUGUGUCGGACACGGGGGACAUGUGUCGUUUGUGUGUGUGUAGACGCUUUUGGACACACGAGUAGUUGUGUGCGAACGACCCCCCGUCGUAUGAGU